ACGUAGUUUAAAAUAUUCAUAAUAUAUUGAUAAAUAUUCAUAUAAUUCAUAAUAAUAACAUAAUAUAUUGUCAAAAUACGUCACGUAGCAAGCCGAUAGGCACAUCAGGCGCAUGUCCAUCCGUAACGUAAGCGGGGACAAAAUACAGUAGUGGCAGAGAUGAAAAGGUUUUCAUCUCUGGUAGUGGGGGUCAGCCAUAGAGAUAUUAUAUAUAGAGUACAGAGUAUAGGCUCGCCUGUAAGUGGAAUUGAUACGCCGUUAGAAAGAAAACGAAGUAGAAAUUUACUACCUCUCUUUGUUUAACAGCAGCAGAGCGCAUGCUCUGCAUGCAUACAGCGUACGUAUUCGAACCCAUAUACACCUAUAUGAGUACUGCGCAUGCGUCGGUAGAGAGAAAGAGGUAGUCAUUCUAUUCUCGUGUUCCUCUCUCUUUCUAUGUAUACUAUCUCUAUGGGGUCAGCACGCGAAGAAGAGAAGAGAGAAAAAUCGCUCAAUCUGGUAACGCUGGUCGGGCGUCGGCUGGUCGGCUGGUCGGCUCGUGGGGCUCGUAUGAUCGACAACACCAUUUAAAUACUGCACAAAUGAGUUUUGUUUACAUUUAAAAGUUGCUUGAUUAAACUUUCUUAUAUGUUCAUAAUUUACUGCCAAAGAAAGUAGUAUGUACUAUUACAACGUUCGUAAUUGUAUUUGAAAGAAAAAAUAUUCAUAAGGAUCAGUGCAACUGAUCUUCACGAAGCUAACCUUUUUGUCUACCAUAAUAAGUUAUAACGUAAAAUAAAAUUAAUCCGACGCAUUUGUGAAACCCAUUUGAGGAUCAAGAAAUGAAUUACGGAAAAAAGUCACCCAGUAUGGGUACACCGUCGGUGUAUUCUCACGUUACGUCGCGUAGCAGCGCGAACCUGAGAUCUUCUCGUUCAAUGCGUAGUGUUAAAAUACAUUGGUACCAAAAACCAAUUUUGACACAUGCCUAUGUAUUAGACAUCCAAAGGGCCGCUAUAGUUGCAGCUGUAUUUUCAUUGUGUGUAUCUAUUUUUACCAUUUGUACUUCCAUAUUCGAUUUAUACUGCCUUUCUCAAGCUGCACCUGGUUCUACUCACUAUGGGUAUUAUAUUAUAUCAUAUGAAUUUGUUUAUGUGGGUAAUCGAACUAUAAUAUUACUUCUUAUUACAGUUCGGAAUGCUCUUGUGAUGUUCGCAUUGUUCUCUAUGCUAGGAGCAGUGGCAGUUUUUGCCACAUCUGCAAUGUUGAUUACUGCCUUGAGAAAAGAAUAUGAAAAGAAAAUGGUUCCAUGGCUGUACAGUUUUGCUGCUUUUACAAUUUUUAGGCUAGUUGCUUUUGUAUUUGCCAGCACAGUAAAUGACAUGAUAUUUGGUUACAAUAUUGCGAUGUGUCUUUUGUGGAUAAUAUUUAUAUGUGUUUCCGUUUAUGGAUGGUUAAUCGUUUAUUCUCUAUAUGUGGAAUUAAGUGAUCUUACGAGAUUAGAAGAUCUGGCUCAUUUAAGAAUUGGUACCAUGCAGUCACUAAACGCAUCUACCACCCAUUCCAUCGCUGGUUCUCGUCCAACAACACCACAUAGUGCAGUAUCGACAAUGCCUGCGAAUUAAACGACAUACAAUGUAUUUAAAUAAUCCUCGUGCAAGUAUAUAACGUUAUAUUUAAAAGCGCACGAGUGUUCAAAGCAUAUGCAGCGUUAUGAAACUGCCAGUGCAAAAUGAGUGAUGUAUAUAGGAUUACAUUCAUCCGUCCAUUUGCUUUAAUAUUCCGUCCAGAAUGUGAAUUAGCAAAAAUUGUUAACUGCAUGAAUUUUUAUAUAUGAUUUAUAUGGUUUUCAUCAUUGUACGCCUGUUAUAUAUAAAUAUUUGGAAAUAGCAAGGAACUGUAUUUAGAGAUAAU
Molecule: messenger RNA, 1893 nt
Organism: Ceratina calcarata
Lineage: Eukaryota; Metazoa; Arthropoda; Insecta; Hymenoptera; Apidae
Gene: pasi2
Product: Protein pasi2
Exons: 4
Coding region: 822-1604 (260 amino acids)
Biological process (GO): septate junction assembly; regulation of tube length, open tracheal system; establishment of glial blood-brain barrier
Cellular component (GO): plasma membrane
Source: RefSeq, a predicted model, not a curated record